AUGGUCAAUCCCCGUGGAGGUAAAGGAUUAAUGGACGCUGUAGCCCCAGCUACAUCAAGCAAUGCUGCUUCACAUGCGUUAGCAAGUUGCGUGUGCCAGGCAGGGAUUUGCAUCGCAUCUCAUGCGGUUGGAAAUGCAGAGGAACAUUUCUUAUGGCCUGUCGAUUGCUUCAGCGAAUCGGCAUUUUCUGAAAACACUACAGCAGUGCAUGGACAAUCAACCAGUGAGAAAGAAUGCAGGUCUGCAACAUGGACAGCAAGGUGA
Molecule: messenger RNA, 264 nt
Organism: Protopolystoma xenopodis
Lineage: Eukaryota; Metazoa; Platyhelminthes; Monogenea; Polystomatidea; Polystomatidae
Source: the annotation of a GenBank genome assembly